Molecule: messenger RNA, 888 nt
Organism: Clunio marinus
Lineage: Eukaryota; Metazoa; Arthropoda; Insecta; Diptera; Chironomidae
Source: the annotation of a GenBank genome assembly
AAAAUCUUUCAAUAAUUAAUAAACAUUCCAUUUAAAUAAAUCUUAUCCAAAAUACUUGAAGAGUCCAAUUAAAAUUAGCAAUAACAAUGAAAAAAUGGAUGCUGUUUUGGAUAUAGAAGAUCAAAUUCAACUGAAUAAUUUGUAUUUUAGUCAAAAAUCUUCAGAAGUUCGUGUUAAAGUUGUCACAAAGGAUUCUCAUGGCAGAACAGAAACAAAUGUAGAAAGAUUAAAAGUUCAGAAGCGUAACGUCAAACAAAUUUGCAUUACUUCUCCUUACGAAUCACAGCCUAUUGCAAACACGAUUUCUUUGUCAAUCGACGAUGUCAAAAGAGCAAAUUAUAAAGAAAGUAAAUGUUGGAGUGUUUUCAAUAUAAAAUUUCGUAGAGUUUUAGUUUAUGGGAAAGUUGUUGUGUUAAAUAUUUCUUCAAGAAAUGGAAAAACAAUGUACAGAUUUUCAAUUGAUGAUGGCUCUGAGGAGAUUAUUGGAACGAUGACUGUGACUAAGGAAGCAAAACAGAAUGUGUCUGCUUUUAGAAACCGAUUAAAUGUUCUAAACAAUCAGUUGAAUAGAGCAAAGGAGAUAGGGAUAAACUUGAAAGGCACAUUCCAUUCACCAGACUCGUCAGAAUGCCAAGAAAUUCUUCAAAACAUUUCAGAUCUCAAUUCAAUGACAUCGAGUAACAUUGAACACAUGAGAAAAGUUUAUCAACUCGGUCCAAUACAACAAAAAGCUUUGAUUCUGGCGACUUUAUAUAAAACCGAUGAGAAUAAUGUCCAGCUUAAUAUGCUAGACAUGUCUUUAAAUGAUCGAAUAGAACUUCUAUGGAAGCAACAAUUGAAUCGUCUGUACAGGAAAGAAUAUUUAAAUAAAUCAAAAGUCUGAUAAAA